Cyprinodon tularosa is the source of this 2043-nucleotide messenger RNA. Its product is annotated as phosphoribosyl pyrophosphate synthase-associated protein 2. The record is from RefSeq and is a predicted model, not a curated record. NCBI's taxonomy places the organism in Eukaryota, Metazoa, Chordata, Actinopteri, Cyprinodontiformes, Cyprinodontidae. Gene Ontology annotation, molecular function: ribose phosphate diphosphokinase activity; magnesium ion binding. The transcript is spliced from 11 exons. Gene Ontology annotation, cellular component: cytoplasm; ribose phosphate diphosphokinase complex. The coding region runs from base 230 to 1303 and encodes 357 amino acids. Gene Ontology annotation, biological process: purine nucleotide biosynthetic process; 5-phosphoribose 1-diphosphate biosynthetic process.
AUUUGAUUGGCCAGUGGCCACGUCCGUCAAAGACUCCGAGCGACGCGCAGUCAGACAGUCUGAGUCGGGCAGGUUGAAAAGCCUCGUAGGCUUGAAGCGAUAUUCAAAUACGGCUGGUUGCAGGUUGUAACCGGAUCUGAAACACAAGCUGGAAGGUCUCAGCGCAGCGUGGGUGCCCAGGGAUCCACUGCCUGAGUGUGGCCAGAGCAGCGGCCGAGACCCCAGAGACAUGAACCACACCAAGGGCGGCUUGGUGAUCUUCACCGCCAACUCACACCCGUCGAGUCGCGAACUCGGCAAGAGGAUCGCUGAGCGAUUAGGGGUGGAGCUGGGAAAGGUGCAGGUUUACCAGGAAGCAAACAGAGAAACGCGGGUACAGAUCCAAGAGUCUGUCCGAGGAAAAGAUGUCUUCAUCAUCCAGACGGUGUCAAAGGACGUCAACACCACCAUCAUGGAGAUGCUGAUCAUGGUGUACGCCUGCAGGACAUCCUGCGCCCGCAGCAUCACGGGCGUCUUUCCCUACUUCCCCUACAGCAAGCAGUGCAAGAUGAGGAAGAGAGGCUCUAUCGUGUCCAAGCUCAUCGCCUCCAUGGUUUGUAAAGCUGGCCUCACCCACCUCAUCACUAUGGACCUCCAUCAGAAGGAGAUUCAGGGUUUCUUCAACAUUCCAGUGGACAACCUGAGAGCGUCUCCGUUUCUGCUCCAGUACAUUCAGGAGGAGAUCCCCGACUACAGAAAUGCUGUAAUUGUGGCGAAAUCCCCGGCUUCGGCUAAAAGGGCUCAGUCGUUCGCCGAGCGGCUUCGUCUCGGCAUAGCUGUGAUCCACGGGGAAGCUCAGGACGCCGAGUCAGACCAGGUAGACGGUCGACAUUCCCCGCCCACCGUCAAGACCACGGGAGCCAUCCACCCCAGCAUGGAGAUCCCACUGCUGAUCCCCAAAGAGAAGCCCCCGAUCACCGUGGUGGGUGACGUUGGGGGCCGCAUCGCCAUCAUAGUGGAUGACAUCAUCGACGACGUGGACAGCUUCGUGGCGGCGGCAGAGACGCUGAAGGAGAGGGGGGCCUACAAGAUCUUCGUCAUGGCGACGCACGGCCUGCUCUCCUCGGAAGCCCCGCGGUUUAUAGAAGAGUCGGCCAUCGACGAGGUGGUGGUGACCAACACCAUCCCCCACGAGCUGCAGAAGCUCCAGUGUCCAAAGAUCAAAACGGUGGACAUCAGCAUGAUCCUGUCGGAGGCCAUCCGCCGCAUCCACAACGGAGAAUCCAUGUCCUACCUGUUCCGGAACAUCGGCGUGGACGACUGAGCGGGCCGCCAUGCCGCUACGGGACUCUACCGCCUCUCCUUUUCCUGUCCCACACCCACACUCCAGCCUGGGGGGAUCCAGAGGUCACUGCGGUGGUCAUGGUAACGUUUAUACAGGGAGGAAAACAGAAAGCAUCAUGGCCCCGCUGCUGUGUUUAUUGGAUCAGCUGAAUUCAUCUCCUCACUUCCUCUAAACCUCCUCUGGUUUCCCUCUGACCUUUUUCCACAAAAACAAAACAAAUCUGCUAAAAAUCAGUCAAUAUUUCUGGAUAUGGAAAUGAAGGAAACGAUAUUCCAGGAAUGAUUAUUCCAUCCUUAAUAUGAGAUUAAAUCUACGUGAUAAAAUAAGAUUAAAGAAAUUAUCUUUUUUUUUUUCUCUCAUUCUGAGCAAUAAGAUCUGCUUCUAUUGGUGGAUCUUUUGAUUUAACUACUAGAAUCCGGCGAAAAAAACAUAUUUAUAUGUUACUUUCUUUUCUUCCCUUUUUGCUUUGAGGAUUACAAAUUAAUCUAACAAAAUGUACCGACUGACAUUUAAGCUUUUUCACUUUUCUCAUAUUACAACCUCAGAUGUCUUUAUAUUUUAUUGAGGUUUAGAGAAAAAAAACUGACAAAUUAAGUCAUAGAUGUCAUGUUUUUUUCUAAAUAAAUCUGAAAAGUGUGGCUGGCAUUUGUAAUCUGCCCCCUUGAGCCGAUAAACUUCAGUUUCUGUUGUCUGACCAAAGCAGCAUAGCCUGUAAGGGG